AAAAAGCAGUCCUGGGCAUCCAUUCAAGCUUAUCUGCAGGAGUGGCUUCUAAGCGUUUUGCAAAAUCACAGAAUGCAUAAAGAGGGUAUGCUGCAUAUACUUCAUUGUCUCUAUGAGCUCCAUGAGGAGGAGUUUGUAAGGAGAGCCAUGGGAGUCUGGGGUGAGAUGAAGUUUGACUCCAUUCCCCUGACAAGGACAGACUGCUGGGUGCUGCUGUACUGCCUGCAGUGUUGUCCGACCAUCAGAAGCCUGAAGCUCCAUGAGUGCAACAUAACAGCAGAGAAGCUGAGGAUGCUGCAGCCUGCACUGAUCAGGUGUAAGGAGCUAGGGUUAACUGUGGAGAGGCUGUCAGAUGCUGAUGUUGGUGUCCUGAUCUCAGCUCUGGGGGAGGGAAAGAACCUGACUAAACUGAGCGUGGCAAAGAGCAGCCUCUCACCUGAGAGUGUGGAGCAGGUCCUUGGUGCUCUCUCCAGGCAAAGGUCUGUGGGUAACGUCCAUCUCUCCAUGACGACCAUCACUGGCACCACCGCAGCCCUGUGCCUGGACUUCAUUCAGAACACAGAGACGUGCCGUAACCUGGAGCUUCAGGAUACAUCAUGUGAUUCCUCCCUCUCUGUGGACAAAGACUCCAGAAGCCUCAGGCUGGAUGCGAAUUCUUCCAUGAUGUCACCUGGUUCACUUACACAAGCAUUUCAGAAUUCAAUAUUUUCUACCACACGAUCACCUGCUUCACUUACCCUGUCACAAGCCGACAGCCCAACCAGCGGCAGCUUUACCGACUUCAUCCACAAGUUUCGCGAUGUCACAGGUUUAAGAGCAAAUCCACAUACUCCAGGUGGCUGUAUGGGUGUUCUUGAGUCAGUCACU
Molecule: messenger RNA, 867 nt
Organism: Clupea harengus (Atlantic herring)
Lineage: Eukaryota; Metazoa; Chordata; Actinopteri; Clupeiformes; Clupeidae
Product: NACHT, LRR and PYD domains-containing protein 1 homolog
Exons: 6
Source: RefSeq, a predicted model, not a curated record